AUGAGUACGACAUUGAGCACUCUAGAGAGAGGGAAAGUUCCAGCACAACCUCAGCCUAAUUCUCAAGUAUAUCGGCAACAACCACAACAGGUACAUAAUGUCUCAGGGGAUGUUAUUGAGACAACGAAAGUCGUUCUUACUUUGAGAGGUGAAAAGGACAUUCCCCAACCAGAGAUGACCAUUGACAGACAUGUAGUUGCUCUUACACCUGAAGAUACAACAGAGACUGAUGAAGUUAAAAAAAAAUCAGAGGUAGUGAGACCAAAGUCGAAGAAUCCUGUGAGUGCAAAUGUUGAAACUAGUAGAGGGUACCAACCUAUGGUUACCUAUCCUCAGAGAUUGGCAGUUGGCCAAAAGAACAAAUACCACGCUGAGAUUCAAGCGAUUUUCAAGCAAGACUUGUGCAUAGUGAAGAGGAAGUUGAAUGUAAAGAAGAAAACUUUUCUAAUGGAGCAAGUCAGUGCAUUGAUAUUGAGCGAGACUCCUCAGAAGUUCGGAUAUCUCGACUCUCACAACAUUUCCAUUAUGAUCAGUGAGUCACGCAUUAGGAAAUGUUUACUUGAUUUGGGGAGUAGUAUGAACUUGCUGCCCUUCUCAGUGUAUGAGCAGUUGGGAUUGGGUGAGCUGAAAAAUACCUCCAUUAUGCAACAAUUGGAUGAUAGGUCAGUUAAGGUGUCGAGGGGUAUUGUUGAGGAUGUGCUGGUCCAGGUGGACAAAUUUUACUACCCAGUGGAUUUGGUAGUUCUUGAUAUGCAGCAGCUAACCUCCACUAUUUAUCAAGCACUUGUUAUCCUUGGAAGACCAUUUCUAGCUACAUUAAAUGCUUUGAUUAAUUGCAGAAGUGGAGUUUUGAAGCUUACUUUUGGGAACAUGGCACUUGAGUUGAACAUUUUCAAUGCUUCCAAGAUGCUAGCACAUUUUGAUGACAUAAGUGAUUUGAAUGAUGUAGAGAGUUUGACACCAACAAAAUUUAUUUACUCAACUUUUCCUUUCUCUGAUGAUGAUUCUAUUUUCCAGACACGCACAAGAUCACAACCACAAAGGCAUUUUCCUGUGGUGAUUUCCUCGAAGUUAAAUCAGAAAGAUGAAACCCAGUUGAUUGAAGCCUUAAGAAAACAUCGAUGCGCAAUUGGUUGGACAAUAGCUGACAUCAAAGGUAUUGAUGCUGCUGUUUGUACCCACAGAAUCCAUCUUGAAGAUGAUGGUAGACUGGUUCGUGCUCAACGUAGGCUCAAUCCUACCAUGGAGGAAGUUGUCAAAGAAAGUGCUUAA
Juglans regia (Persian walnut) is the source of this 1272-nucleotide messenger RNA. RefSeq lists its product as uncharacterized. NCBI's taxonomy places the organism in Eukaryota, Viridiplantae, Streptophyta, Magnoliopsida, Fagales, Juglandaceae. The record is from RefSeq and is a predicted model, not a curated record. Bases 1 to 1272 code for a protein of 423 amino acids. The transcript has 4 exons.